CCUCCGGGAGCGAUCCCGGCUCCUCCUGCUCGCCGGGAGGGCGACCCCCGGGCCUCGCCGCCUCAGGGACCGGCGGGGAGGAUUUAAUAAAUGAAAACGCAGAAGAUGAGCGCGGCUGUGCCGGCGGCACAAGGAGGAGCAACACGGCGCGGGAUCAUCCCCAGAGGAUGGUGAGCCUUGGUCCCGUUCCAGCCGGGAAGCGGGCGCGGCCUGGAUUUCCUCGUGGGAGGAGCCUUUCCAGGGCUGUCUCGAAGGAUGGAGAAGAAGAAAAUCCUGAUGAAGUCCAAGGUCGCUGCUCCCAACCUCCUGAGGGCACUGCAUUCCCUGUACCAGUUUGGGCACCUCUGUGACGUGACGGUUCUCACCCAGCACCUGGGAAUUCAGGAGGAGUUCCUGGCUCACAAAGCUGUCCUGGCAGCUUCCAGCAACUAUUUCAAGGGGCUUUUCCUGCACGAGGAGAUGCUGGACACCAAGACUUGCACGGUGACCCUGCAGGACAUCUACACGGAAGAGUUCACCUCCUUCCUGGAGUUCGUUUACACCGCGGAAGUGGAGAUCGAAGCGGAAAAACUCCAGCGGAUGAAGGAAAUAGCCGAGAGGCUGGAAUGCAAGGAUCUGCUUGACAUCUGUGAAGAAGUGAAAGCAGAGGGCAGGAAGGGCUUGGAUUUGAGCCUCCACCUGAAAGGACAGAGGGGUGAAAGUGGUGGAUCCCAGUGGCCUCACAUCCAGCACGAGGAGAACCCUGACCUGAGGAGCUCUUCUCAGGUUGUGGCGAUUCCUGUGCAGAGGAAACUUUGGGACAGGCAAAAACAUAAGAAGUUGCUGGCGGGCCUUGAGAUCAUUGGAGGCCAAGGAGUGGGUCUGGAGCAAGAGGACGCUGGUUUUCCAGACCCAAAACCCAGGACAGCAAAGCUGCCAAAAUGUAACAAUCCAGAUUCCACAAACGCACUCGGUGUGGAUAUCGUUAGUCUGGAAAACGAGGAUAGUCGCUCCCUCCUAAGUCAGGCUGAGGCACAGGGAGCCUGCGUUGUGAUUAGGAACACUCUGCCUGAGCGGUGGGAAGACGGAAAGAGUCUAAUUUCCCAGUUUUCCACCAAAACAGAACAUAGGAAGUUGCCACGGCACGCGGCGAAAAUCCCAACGCCGGUGGCCUGCGGGAAGCGCGACGAAUCCUUCCGCGUCCUGGAGCAGUACCGGGAGCACGUGGAGCUCCGGCACGACGCCGGCCUGGCCCUCAGGUCCCGCUGCGAGAGGUGCGGGCAGCGAUUCCCGGCUCCGCGGAACCUCCGGCGGCACCGCCCGUGCGGCUCCUCCGGCCACGCCAGGGUCCCGCGCCGCAGGGACGCGGCCGAGCGGAUCCGCAGGGUGCCCCUGGGGAAGCGGGAAUGCCGGGCCUGCCCCUACUGCGACAAGGUGGUCGGCUCCAAGUGCGGCCUGUCCGUCCACAUCCGGACACACACCGGGGACAGGCCCUACAAGUGCGAGCGCUGCCCCGCCAGCUUCGCCCACAGGUCUGCCUACACCACCCACGUCAGGAAAAUCCAUGAGUCUGGGCAAGAGAGGAAACUCCUGCCUGUCUACUGGAUGGUGGUUCCACCUGCACCUGGACCAAACACCACGAGCCGUGACAAAGAUCCUGACAGAGAGCCUUGGGAUGUAACAUCAGAGGCCACGAGGAGUGAGGAAGAACCCGGGGGUUCAUCCACUGCUGAAGCAGACUGGAGCGAGGAGCAGGAGGAGCAGAAUGGGAAACACCAGGAAGCUGAAGCAAGGAGUGAAGAAGGGAAUGAAGAUGAAGGUGAGAUGAGUGUGAAGGGCGAGGAGGAGGAGGGAGAUUACGAGGCGGGAUGCUCGGAAGUCGAAGGAGGUACAGCCAAAGAGGUGUGUUCCGAGGAGGAUGGCGGAGACUCAAACGAGAAGGACGGCGAAGAACACAAAUCAGACGAAGAGUCUAAACCACAGAAGGUCAGCAAAAGCGGGGCCGACAAGAGCCCCCCCUACGUGAUCCGGUGCGAGAAGUGCCAGGAGCAGUUCGUGUCCCGGAAGCGGUACGUGGAUCACUGCCGGGACGUGCACCAGUGCCUGCCCGGCAAGGUGUACCAGUGCGACGUGUGCAGCAAGGCCUUCGCCAGCUACACCAGCUGGAAGGAGCACCGGGCGUGCGUCCACACGGAGGAGAGGCGCUUCUCCUGCCCCCUCUGCAACGCCACCUUCAAGCGGCAGCGGGACGUGCGCACCCACUCCGUGCGGAAGCACGAGGGCCGCGUGAAGCGGCCGCUCUGCUCCGUGUGCGGGAAGAUCCUCAGCUCCCGCACGGCGCUGGUGUUCCACAUGCGGACGCACACCGGGGAGAAGCCCUACGAGUGCGGCGUCUGUCACUCCAGGUUUGCACAGCCGUCCCAGCUGAAGAUCCACACCAGGUCCCACACGGGGGAGAAGCCGUAUAUUUGUGAGGACUGCGGGGCUUCCUUUGCCGACAAAGGAAAACUCACCGGCCACAAAAGGACACACACAGGAGAGCGCCUGUUCAAGUGCGACGUGUGCGGGAAGCACUUUGCCACCAAGGAGUACCUGAAGUGCCACAAGCGCUGCCACAUGGGCGCCAAGCCCUACAAGUGUGAGGUGUGUGGGAAAACCUUCGGCCUCAGGGCCUCCCUGGCCCAGCACAGCAACGUCCACGCAGAGACCCGCCCGUAUUUCUGCGAGCAGUGCGGGAAGACCUUCACUCAGCAGGGCGCCCUGCGGCGGCACCAGCGCAUCCACACCGGAGAGAAACCCUACAAGUGCCGGGCCUGCGAGAGGACCUUCACCGACAUGUCCACGCUGCGCAGACACGUGGCGAUUCACGACCGGAAUGCUCACUGGAGAAGUUUCCUAAUCGAUCUCACCACCAAAAAGGACCAUAACUGGUCCAAAAUAGAGACCUUUGGGGAAGCCCAUGCAGGAGGAGGCUCCACCCCGGAGAUUUGGUCAAUGGACCAAGGGAAACUUUAUAAACCAGAAGGUGCCAAAACAGCAGCACAGGUGGCACCUGGUGCUGGGGACACCGGGGACACCGACCGCUCUCUCUUGUACUUGUAAGGUCAGUUUUGGCCCCAAAAAUGUGCAGAAUGGGGAAAAUUAUCCCUCAGAACUGGGGGAGUUAUCCCCAGUGCUGCAGCUGGAUUCCAGGUGGAGAAGGGGGUGUAAUCCCUGCUGAGGGUAUUUAUUCCAGUGAAACGUUUAGAUCUGUCCCGAGUUUUAUUUUCCAAACCCGUGGAUGCACCCCAGAGCAUCCCAUUGGGACCGG
This is a messenger RNA of Pipra filicauda (Wire-tailed manakin), 3289 nucleotides long. Its product is annotated as GDNF-inducible zinc finger protein 1. NCBI's taxonomy places the organism in Eukaryota, Metazoa, Chordata, Aves, Passeriformes, Pipridae. Gene Ontology annotation, molecular function: protein binding; DNA-binding transcription factor activity; RNA polymerase II cis-regulatory region sequence-specific DNA binding. The coding region runs from base 256 to 3081 and encodes 941 amino acids. Gene Ontology annotation, biological process: regulation of transcription by RNA polymerase II. The record is from RefSeq and is a predicted model, not a curated record. The transcript has 8 exons.